Messenger RNA from Aspergillus affinis, 1779 nucleotides. Its product is annotated as MFS general substrate transporter. Bases 1 to 1779 code for a protein of 592 amino acids. The transcript has 4 exons. The record is from RefSeq and is a predicted model, not a curated record. Gene Ontology annotation, biological process: transmembrane transport. Gene Ontology annotation, molecular function: transmembrane transporter activity. NCBI's taxonomy places the organism in Eukaryota, Fungi, Ascomycota, Eurotiomycetes, Eurotiales, Aspergillaceae.
AUGGGUGAGAUCACAGAGACUGAUGAACGGGUUCAGCCUGGGAUCGAGAAAGAGGUUGGCAAGAAGAAUGGCACGGAAGAUGCUGCGUCUAGAACGCAGGAGCAGAACACUUCUCCGGAGGGGAAUGCAGAUGGCACAGCGAACUAUGAUGGCUUCAAGCUAUCUCUAUCAGGGAAACUCAUAUUUUUUACUCUGGCCGUUUUGACGUUGAUGGUCUCGCUGGAUGGGACCUCUAUCUCGGUGGCGUUGCCAGAAAUGGCAGCCGAAUUGAAUGGCUCUGCAAUGGAAGCCUUCUGGAGCGGGACUUCAUUUCUGCUCUGCUCAACGGUCUUCCAGCCCAGCACCGCCACUCUCUCCAACAUCUUCGGUCGACGGCCGCUCAUCAUCAUCUCUAUCGUAUUUUUCUUCGUGGGCGCGCUCGUCGCCGGUCUCGCGCACAACUUCACCGAGGUCCUCAUCGGCAGAUGCAUCCAAGGCGUUGGCGGCGGCGGAAUCGCCAUGCUCUCGGAAGUGGUCGUGACAGAUCUCGUACCGCUGCGUCUACGCGGGAAUUACUAUGGAGUCCUCAGCGCAGCGUAUAGUCUAGGCUCUGUACUCGGACCGAUUGUGGGUGGCGGAUUCGCGGAGAAUGUCACCUGGAGAUGGAUCUUCUACAUCAACUUCCCCUUCAUCGGCCUCUCCGCACUCUUCAUCGUCUUCUUCUUCCGCCUUCCCAAACCCCCGGGUUCUCUCCGGCAAAAGCUCCUCCGAAUCGACUACCUCGGCACGAUCCUCUUCGUCGGCAGCAUCUCCUCCUUCCUAAUUCCCCUCUCCUGGGGCGGGAUCAUGUACUCCUGGUCCUCCUGGCGAACGCUCGUCCCCCUAAUACUCGGUGCAGUAGGACUACUCAUCUUCAUAAUCUACGAGAUCUACAUUCCCCGCGAGCCGAUGAUCCCACACUCGGUCUUUACGAACCGCAGCGCCGUAAUCGCCUUCAUCGCAUCCUCCCUCCAAGGCCUAAUCCUCUGGUCCGCCCUCUACUACAUGCCUCUGUACUACGAAGCCGUCAAAGAAUUCGACCCCAUUCUAACCGGAGUCGCCCUGUUCCCUCAGACGUUCACCGUGGCCCCCAGCGCCAUCUUCUGCGGCGUGAUCAUCACCGUCACGGGUCGCUACAGAUGGGGUCUCUGGGUCGGAUGGCUCCUCUCGACCAUCGGCCUGGGUAUUCAAUGCCUCCUCAAGCCCGGAACUAGCACCGCGGGUUGGAUCUUCCUGAACAUCACCCCUGGCCUCGGGCUGGGAAUCUUAACAGCCGCAAUCGUAUGCACGGUUCAAGCCUCGUCGACGAAUCGGAACCUGACCGUCGCGGUCGCGAUGGUGGUGUUCUUUAGAGCAUUUGGUCAGGCGAUCGGCAUUGCUGUGGGGGGCGUGAUUUUCCAGAAUCGCAUGAAGGAUAAUUUACUGGGGUAUCCGGAAUUAGCUCCACAUGCUCUAGAGUAUAGUCGUGAUGCGGCGGCCCUGGUGACCGUGGUUAAAGGGAUGGGGGAUGCCGGGGCGGAAGGGCUGAGGAAGAAGGAGCUGAAAGAGGCGUAUACGGAUAGUUUGAGGGUUAUUCUGGGGUUUAUGUGUGCGGUUUCUGGGAUUGGGUUGGUGAUGAGUAUGUGGGUUGAGAAGUAUGAUUUGAAUCGGGCGUUGGGGGAGGAGGUGGAGAUUAAAGUGGAUACGGGGAAAAGGGAUGAGGAGGGGGUAGAGGGGGGUGAUGAGGGAAAAGUGAGAGAGAGGAGGAAUAGUGAUUUUUGA